Messenger RNA from Rhinopithecus roxellana (golden snub-nosed monkey), 4670 nucleotides. It is a transcript of the gene PUS7L, whose product is annotated as pseudouridine synthase 7 like. Gene Ontology annotation, biological process: pseudouridine synthesis. The coding region runs from base 814 to 2925 and encodes 703 amino acids. The transcript is spliced from 9 exons. Gene Ontology annotation, molecular function: pseudouridine synthase activity; RNA binding. Gene Ontology annotation, cellular component: nucleus. The record is from RefSeq and is a predicted model, not a curated record. NCBI's taxonomy places the organism in Eukaryota, Metazoa, Chordata, Mammalia, Primates, Cercopithecidae.
UGCUUUCCACUGAACCGAGGUAGAUCGGGUCGAGCUUCUUGCGCGAUGGUGGGCUUGUAUGCGGGAGGAUGACGAGGUUGGCAUUGAGGAUCCAUACCCUUUGUCCCCAAAGAAAGGUGAGGUGGGCUAGUGUCGCGCCUUUGGACAGGCAGUUAGGGGAGGGAGAAGAAACAGAGUUGCUGGCCUUGUCGGGGACACUUUUGGACGUGCUGGAGGGCAGCGACGCCCUAGUUCUGCGAAGUUAAGUAGCUUCUGCAGGACUGGGUUCAGUAUUUCUAAUACCUUCUCAGGAUCCCUCUUCAGCCAACGAAUUCCUCAACCACGGGCCAAGCAAACUACUCCCCGCCGGCCCCCCCCCCCCCUCCGCCCCCGGCACCCCGCUCCACACUGUCAUGAGCAGUCUCUGUUGAAUGGGAACACUGCACCUUCAGGCUUAACGCCAUGUGGGCUCCUUUGCUGCCCUCCAGUUUGGUUCCACUCUUUUACCAGAAUGCUGGAAUUACAUUCUCCCCGAGUUUCCCUACCUGUUUCACUUGCUUAGAAUGUAUAUCUUCCUCCAUUUUUCUGGGAGAAAGAAAAGAUCAUUAUUCUUUCAGAGCCAAUCCCUACAGCUGUGUUCUUGACCAUGCUGUUUUGUUUUUCAGCUCCUCUAACUGUUACUCAGUCGGAUACAUCCUGCUCAUUUCCAUCAGAAUCAUCUUACUGAAACCUGUUUUGGGAUUGUGUCCCUUUUCUAUUCAAACACUAACAGCCAUCCAUUGACCACCCAAUAGAUUCUAAGUCCUUGUCAGGCCAUCUUCCAUAAUCUGAAGAAUGGAAGAAGAUACAGAUUAUAGAAUCAGGUUUAGUUCUUUGUGUUUCUUUAAUGAUCAUGUUGGAUUUCAUGGCACUAUAAAAAGCUCACCAAGUGACUUUAUUGUUACUGAAAUUGAUGAACAGGGACAGUUAGUUAAUAAGACCAUCAAUGAGCCUAUUUUCAAGAUUAGUGAAAUACAACCUGAGCCAAAUAAUUUUCCAAAAAAAACAAAACUAGAUCUUCAAAAUCUGUCCUUUGAAGAUGGAAGAAACCAAGAAGUUAAUACUUUGGUUAAGUACACUGAUGGUGACCAAAAUCAUCCGUCUGGUUCAGAAAAGGAAGAUACUAUCAGUGAUGGAACUUCCAAAUGUGAAGAAAAAGCUGAUAUUUUAAGCUCCUUUUUAGAUGAAAAAACUCACGAGUUACUGAAUAAUUUUGCCUGUGAUAUAAAAGAGAAGUGGCUUUCUGAAACAGAGCUAAUUGGACUACCUCUUGAAUUCUCAAUAGGCAGAAUCCUUGACAAAAACCAGAGGGCUAGUUUACAUAGUGCCAUUAGGCAGAAAUUUCCAUUUUUAAUAACUGUAGGAAAAAACAGUGAAAUUGUUGUAAAACCAAAUCUUGAGUAUAAAGAACUUUGUCAUUUGGUAUCUGAAGAGGAAGCAUUUGACUUUUUUAAAUAUUUGGAUGCGAAGAAAGAAAAUUCCAAAUUUACCUUUAAACCUGAUACAAACAAAGACCACAGAAAAGCUGUCCACCAUUUUGUCAACAAAAAGUUUGGAAACCUUGUGGAAACCAAAUCUUUUUCUGAAAUGAAUUGCAGUACUGGUAAUCCGAAUGUGGUGAUAACAGUAAGAUUUCGGGAAAAAGCAUACAAGCGUGGGAAAAGGCCUCUUCCUGAAUGCCAAGAAGGAAAUGUUAUAUAUACAGCUUUUACCCUACGAAAGGAAAACCUGGAAAUGUUUGAAGCAAUCGGUUUUUUAGCUAUCAAACUUGGUGUUAUUCCUUCGGAUUUUAGUUAUGCAGGCCUUAAAGACAAGAAAGCCAUCACCUAUCAAGCAAUGGUUGUUAGAAAAGUGACUCCAGAGAGGUUGAAAAAUAUUGAAAAAGAAAUUGAAAAGAAAAGAAUGAAUGUCUUUAAUAUUCGGUCUGUAGAUGAUUCCCUGAGACUUGGUCAGCUCAAAGGAAAUCACUUUGAUAUUGUUAUUAGAAAUUUAAAAAAACAAACAAAUGAUUCUGCAAACCUGAGAGAGAGAAUUAUGGAAGCAAUAGAGAAUGUUAAGAAAAAAGGCUUUGUGAAUUACUAUGGACCACAGAGAUUUGGAAAGGGAAGGAAAGUUCACACAGACCAAAUUGGACUAGCUUUGCUGAAGAAUGAAAUGACGAAAGCCAUAAAAUUGUUUCUUACACCAGAAGACUUGGAUGAUCCUGUAAAUAGAGCAAAGAAGUAUUUUCUUCAAACUGAGGAUGCUAAAGGGACGCUUUCCUUGAUGCCUGAAUUCAAAGUGCGGGAGAGAGCAUUGUUGGAGGCAUUGCAUCGCUUUGGCAUGACCGAGGAAGGUUGUAUCCAGGCAUGGUUCUCUUUACCCCAUUCCAUGCGCAUAUUCUAUGUUCACGCAUAUACCAGCAAAAUUUGGAAUGAGGCAGUAUCUUACAGACUUGCAACCUAUGGAGCAAGAGUAGUGGAGGGUGAUUUGGUCUGUUUGGAUGAAGAUAUUGAUGAUGAGAAUUUCCCAAAUAGUAAAGUUCACCUGGUAACUGAAGAGGAGGGAUCAGCUAAUAUGUAUGCAAUACAUCAGGUGGUUCUUCCAAUACUUGGAUACAAUAUUCAGUAUCCAAAGAACAAGGUAGGGCAGUGGUACCAUGACAUACUUAGCAGAGAUGGACUACAGACAUGUAGGUUUAAAGUACCUGCUCUGAAACUGAAUGUACCAGGAUGCUAUAGACAGAUUUUGAAACAUCCCCGUAAUCUCUCAUACCAACUAAUGGAAGAUGAUGACAUUGAUGUCAAAAUGAAAGGUUCCCACAUUGAUGAAACAGCUUUGUCUCUUUUGAUCUCUUUUGAUCUUGAUGCUUCAUGCUAUGCUACUGUUUGUCUGAAGGAAAUAAUGAAGCAUGACGUUUUAAACUGAUACGCUUGGUAUAACCGUAUAUGUGUCACUCUGAAGGAAAGGGAGCUAAAAUGUCUUAAGCACCUCCCAUGUGUUAGGAGCUUCAUAAUUGUUUUCUCUUUUAAUUUUCACAGCAUCCUGAGAAGUUAGGAUUUGAUACUAUAAUUUUAUAGAGGACAUGUAAGUGUCAGGGUCUAAAUUUAAGGUCCAUGUGACCCCAAAGCCGGUGUUUUUUUCUAUUAUAUGUUUCAGUGACCUUUAUUCUGUGUAAUAAAGUUACAAUCUUUUGAAACCAUUAGGAAUAUAUAUAAUACUACAAGAUAACAUUUAAGAAAAAAAGCUGUGAAUGUUCAUAUCCUCCAGCUCCUUGCUUAGAACCUUGGUGAAAUUAGCUUGCAGUAAAGCAAAUGUUGGAGAGAAACAUAGAUGAAGCAUUUUGCUAAUUAUUAUUGUCCUCCUUUCCUAUUUUUGAAAUUAUUGAUCAGAACAAUAUACAAGGGAAAUAUCAUCCCUCUGUAUGUGAUAGGUACCCCAGAGUAGUUAUUACCUCUUUGUGAGACAAAUAAUCUUUGAUGAAGACUGAAAUAAAAUUUCUCAUCCAAUUUUUAUAUAUUGGUAUAUGCUGAUCCUCUUGACCAUUUGUAAUUUUUUUUCGUAUUAUCUAAAACAGGUGUUAGAAUCAGGCAGAUUUAUGCUUAGAUUCUAGCUCUGACACUUACUGGUGACUUUGAGUAUGUUGUUGAUUUUUUUGUGUGUAGGUUACUGAUAGAAUCAAGACAAUGCCAGCUUCAUAAGUGACAAAUAAUAGGAUUAUUUCCACAUGUUCUGUUGCUGGAGGAAUAAAACAUUGUGCCCAUUUGAAAAUUUUAAUUUUUGUUGAUUUAGCUAUCCCACAUUAUAAAUCAUCCUUAACCAUUUUAUAUCAGUUAAAUACAGGGGUGGGGUGGGGGAGGAAUGACUGGCAUGUAGACAUGUAUUGGUUUAGGAAUAUCUGAGCAUUUCUUUCAUUGUUGGUAAGAUAUCAUGAUGAAAUUAAAACAGCAGUAUGGAGCAUUAUAUAUCAGUAAUGUGAUACUUUAUAUGCUUAAGCCAGUUUAACCAUUUUGGGAAAUAUUAGCAUAAGGAAAUAAAAUCCAAAAGAAGGAAGAGAAGCUAUAUGCAAUGCAAAAUUCGCUUAUUGCAAUAUUUUUAUAUACAAUUAAAGACGCUAAAAACAGUUUUCAAAGUCCAUCAUUACAUAGCUAAAGUGAGUAAAAUGAUAUGUAUCAACUUGAUGGUACAAUUUAGUUUCAUGAGAAAAUGUUGUCCCCUAAAAGUAGAACAUAUAUAUUGCAACUGCAAUAAUGUUCUGAAUUCAUCUUUCACAAAUAAGAGGCAUGUUAGCGUAGUGAUUAAAAACACAGAUAUUGGAGGCAAACUUACCCAGUUUGAACCCUGGCACUGCCAUGUAUAGCACUGCAGCCUUGGGAAAGUUAUUUAAACUCAUGUGCUUCAGUUUCAACAUCUGUAAAAUGGGCAUGUUAACAUUGCCUACCUCAUAGGCUUACUGUGAGAAUUUUCUAAGUUAAUAUAAGUGAAGCAGCUUUAAAAAGUGCCUGGCAUUUAGUUAUUGUUAAAUAAGUGUCUGCAGAUGCAAGUUUGGAAGAGAAAAAUAAAUAAAUGAAAAUGCUUUCCUGUUAAGAUGAUGGGGUAUUUGGAUUUUUUUUAUACUAAAAAGUUUUUUUUGUUAUAUGUUUUGGCAAUAAAUAAUUCUCAACACACAAAAA